Diutina rugosa is the source of this 1185-nucleotide messenger RNA. It is a transcript of the gene CDC11, whose product is annotated as septin. The record is from RefSeq and is a predicted model, not a curated record. Bases 1 to 1185 code for a protein of 394 amino acids. The transcript has a single exon. Gene Ontology annotation, cellular component: septin ring; cell division site; microtubule cytoskeleton. NCBI's taxonomy places the organism in Eukaryota, Fungi, Ascomycota, Pichiomycetes, Serinales, Debaryomycetaceae. Gene Ontology annotation, biological process: division septum assembly; protein localization to bud neck; cellular bud neck septin ring organization. Gene Ontology annotation, molecular function: molecular adaptor activity; GTPase activity; GTP binding.
AUGGUCGAAUCACCGAUGUUAGCAUCCAGUGCUUUACGGAAGCGCAAGAUACUCAAGAAGUCGAUCAACUUUUCCGUCAUGAUCAUUGGCCAAUCUGGUCUGGGGCGGCUGACACUUAUCAACACUCUUUGUGGUGGUAAUCAGAUCGUACCAACAUCUUCUACUGUCACUCAGGAUCCCUUCACGAAAAAGUUGACACUCCGUCACGAAAACGUCGAACUUGAGGAUAACGAGGGCCACAAAAUUUCACUCAAUAUUAUUGACACCCCCAAUUUUGCCAGUUCAAUCAAUUGCGACGAAGACUUUAAGAUCAUUGUCGACUUCAUUCGUCACCAAUACGAUGAAGUUUUAUUAGAAGAACUGAGAGUAAAGAGAAAUCCCAGAUUCAAAGACGGCCGCAUUCAUGCUUUGAUUUACAUGAUUAACCCGACUGGUCAUGGCUUACUGGAGGUGGAUGUCAAAUUCAUGUUGCACAUCAACAACUUGGUCAAUAUCAUUCCGAUUAUUUCCAAGGCUGACUCCCUUACACCACGGGAACUUGCGUUGAAUAAGCAAUUCAUUCUCGAAGAUUUGAAUAAUUACGGAAUCAAUUAUUACAGAUUCAAUGAGUACGAGCACGAGCAAGAUUACAUCGAUGACGAGAUUAUUGAGUACAACAAAUACUUGAAUCUGUUAAUUCCAUUUGCCGUCAUUGGUGCUAACGAGUACCGAGAGCUGACCGAAGCUGAUGACGACACACUUAAGUUGAGAGUACUCAACUCGAAUUGGGCUAAGCCAAUCAAUGUUGAAAACAGUGACAUUAAUGACUUCACUAUCUUGAAAAAUGUCUUGUUGAUCACCCAUUUGAAUGAGUUCAAAGAGUUGACGCACGAUGUGAUCUACGAGAACUACCGUACUGAAGCUUUGUCAGGUAAACAGUUUCAAUAUAUUGGGGAAGGUGAGCGCGAUCGGUCAGCUGCUCAGCCAUUGGAAGAACCGCAAGACUCCAGCUAUUUGGUGAAAGAGGAGCAAAUCAAGUUAGAAGAAGAACGUUUGCGGAAAUUCGAGGAACGCGUACAUCAAGAUUUGAUCAAUAAGCGUCGUGAAUUGUUGGAGAAGGAGAACGAAUUGAAGGAAAUCGAGAAGAGAUUGCUAGCUGAAGGGUUGAAACUUAACGAGGAUGGCGAGGUAGUCGAAGCAAACUAG